Molecule: messenger RNA, 3113 nt
Organism: Drosophila virilis
Lineage: Eukaryota; Metazoa; Arthropoda; Insecta; Diptera; Drosophilidae
Gene: Ttd14
Product: TRPL translocation defect 14
Biological process (GO): photoreceptor cell maintenance
Molecular function (GO): phosphatidylinositol binding; phosphatidic acid binding; GTP binding
Source: RefSeq, a predicted model, not a curated record
UCACUUAGUUACGUAGUGUCAUGUAUAAAGUGUGCACUGUGCAAGUGGGUCUCGUCAGUUUUGCUUUUAAUUCAAAACGUGCAAGAUGAUGUUCUAUUAUAAAACUCAUAAACUUUGAUAUUUAUAAACUCGGAUGUGGUAUAUAACAAUCCCACUGCUGUUGACCACGACACCGUUUGGUGUUUAAUCCAAGUCAAAUCUCGUAGCAUUAACCGUUGAAAUAUUGGCGAUAAAUGUUCUUUAAUGUGUUCCUGCGCGCGUUUCAGAACCAUUAUGUGUGUCCAUCAAACUAACUAGCGCACAAUAUUUCAAGGAGUUAUCACUGUCAUCGAGAAACAGCGGUAAUAGAACUAUACCCAAAAGAAGCUGGCAAUAAAAACAUCGCAACUGCUUCGCAUAUAUUUUGAAAAUGUGUACGUUUUAUCAUUUGCGACGAUUUUGCAGUCAACGAGAGGCCUCAAGUCGAGCAGUUAUAACCUAAAAGCCGCACGUGCACUACGUCGUCAUAUUGGAGAGAGCGUAGAGUGAAAAGUACAGUGUGCAAGGCGCAAGGAUUCAUAUAUUCGAGACUUCGGGAACAGCUGUUGCUGUUGCGCUUUAACCAUGGCAACAACAGCCGACCAACUAAUGGCACCUGCCCUGGUACCGACCAGCAACGGGCAACAGUCGGUGCUGAUUGUCGGGACGAAACUGCAGGCGAGCACGAACUCAAAUUCAGAUUCAAAUCAAAAUUUACCCAAAAAAAAGAAAACUGCUGCAGUACAGCAGCAACAGCAACAGCAUCAGCAUCAAGUGGAUAGCAAAAGGUCUGCCUUGGCAAAACCAGAUGCCAUGAAUGCCAGCCUGAAGCUAAAGAGCUCCGAGCCCAUCAAGGAAGUUCGGGUCUAUAAAAUUGUACUCACUGGCGGUCCCUGCGGCGGCAAGACAACUGGCCAGAGUCGCCUGUGCACCUUCUUUGAGAAUCUGGGCUGGAAGGUAUUCCGCGUGCCUGAAACGGCCACUGUACUACUCAGCGGCGGCGUCAAGUUCUCCGAUCUGACCGAGGAUGAGGACCCGCCCACGCCAAGCACCUUCGUUUACAAAGAUCUGCCAUUUGCCGCACCGGAGCACAGUAUCAUCGAUCUGACCGCAUCCUGUCCACGUUGCCUGGCCCAGGCUGCAUCCAAGCCGAAUGGCAGCGAAGCUUAUAAGUUUCAGGAAAAUCUGAUACGCACAAUGGUGCAAAUCGAGAACACAUAUUUCGAGCUGGGCAACUCGAACACCCGCAACGUCCUCAUCAUCUGCGAUCGCGGCGUCAUGGAUGCCAGCGCAUAUAUAUCGAAGGACAAGUGGGAGAAAAUGAUGGCGGCCAACAAAUGGAAUCCCGUGGAGAUGCGCGACAAUCGCUACAAUCAAAUUCUACACUUGGUAUCGGCCGCAAAUGGUGCCGAGGAUUUCUACUCGACAGAGGACCACGCCUGCCGCUCUGAGGGCGUUGAGCUCGCCCGUGAGCUGGACUACAAAUCGGCCGCUGCCUGGGUGGGACAUCCCUAUUUUGAUGUUAUUGAUAACUCCACCGAUUUUGAGACCAAAAUGAAUCGCAUGAUUGAAUCCGUGUGCCAAAAACUGGGCAUCGAUAUUGGCGAUCGUUUGCAGGCCACCUCAAGGAAACUCAAAUAUUUGGUUGCCUCGCUGCCGCCUGAAAGCGAAUUUCCACCCUUCCAAGAUUUUGAUGUGGAACAUCAUUAUCUGCAGUCCACCUUCCCCAAGGUACAGGCGCGUCUUCGCAAGCGCGGUCAGAAGAAUCACUGGAGCUACAUAUACACCCAGCGGCGUCCCAAUAUACAUGGCCAGAACCGCAUCGAGGUGAAGACACAGCUAACACAUCGCGACUAUAUCAACCUACUAGCUCAAUGUGAUGAUGCGCACUAUACCAUCUAUAAGACGCGUCGUUGCUUUCUGAUUAACAAUCAAUAUUUCCAACUGGACAUCUAUAAGGAGCCGGGUCAUCCACGCUGCAAGGGAUUGGUGCUUUUGGAGACCUACUCCUCGCUAACGGGCGAUGCGCUGAAAAACUGCAUGCCCAAGUUUUUGAACAUUGUUAAGGAGGUUACCGGUGAUCCGGACUAUUCAAUGUUCAAUCUGUCACUUAAGGAGGACUGGAGUACCAGCGAGAAGUACUGCCGUCCGACAAGCCAUGGUAAGCAGAAGCAGACACUACCGCCGCCGCCGCCUCCUCCGCCAGAGAGGCAUUAUCAUCCGUAUGAUGAGAACAGCGACUAAGGCAGCUUCUCCCGUCAACCGCAUGCAUCAACAUCAUCAUACCCUGGUGCUGGCGCCAUCAAAGCCAAAGAUUGUGUAGUCCAAUAGUUGCUUUCUAAAUUGCUGUACAUAUGCUACCUACAUUUUCCAAACGCUUUUAACGCAUGUCGAAUUUGCGAAUUUUCCUCCUAUCCCCAAAUCCUUCUUCAUUAACUUGGCUUUUGAUUUUGGCCUGAUCUUUGUACUUUUCUUUUAAUUUGUAGCUAAGGGAGCCACACGCGGAGUAACCCAUACCCCAUCGGUGCUCAAUGGGCAUUAGAUGUUAAUGUAGAAUCUCUCUCUUACACACACACACACACACACACACACCCGCACACAGCCUCAACAUUUGACCUGGCUAACUUAAUACAAUUAACUCUCGUUUGGCACAUGUACAGCAUAUAAAAACUAAAUGUGUAAUUGAAAUUAGUUGUGUCCAACAAAGUUGAAUACUGCUAACUCGUUGGCCACAAUUCUAUUCAAUAAUCAUUAUUAUAAUUGUAUUUUUUGGUUUGCACCCACAUUUGUGUACUUUAACUGAGAUGUUACUAUUGUGUAGCUGAUGUCUAGUUUAAUUUUACAGCAAAUUAAAUAAUUAAUUACAUAUAUAUAUGACGCCCGAUUGUACUUAAUUUUUUUUUGCUGAUUUUCGGUCAUAUAUGUUAAAAAGCUCGAUAAUAUUCGAGAAAUUCAUAUUCUUUUUAGUUGUAUAUUCUGUGUCUAAAUUUAAAUGUAUCUUUAGCUAAUGUAAUAAAAAAUCAACUAAACAAAAAACAAGAAGUUUUUUUGUAGUAAGGCGAAAAUAAACCAGCUAAGUGAAGUCCGCUCAAAAA